UGAAGGAUGCUAGUGAUUUGUGCAGUGAGAUCCCCAGUCAGUGCCCUAGAGCAUCAGCGAGAGGAGGAGCAGAGAGAUGAUAUCACAGUGGCUCUAUGUGCUGCUCUCCUACACACAGCCGCCAGCCUGCUCUCUCUCCUUUCUGCUCCAUUCUGAGGCAGCAAUCCAACCUUAACUGCAAGUCGAGGCUCUCCACUGACAUCUCUUUUGUUCUACCACUCACCAGGUUAAGAACAUACGUGAACAAAUCAGCACGUUCCAUAUCAGAGGCUUUGGCAAUGCAGUCCCAGUAUUAAGGUGGAUUCCCAUUUACUUCAUUUCCCUGAUUUACCUGAGAGACUGUGCCGCCGCCAUGCCUCUGGGAUCGGGACCUUGCCUUCUGGGGACAGUGCUUGUCUCUUUACUCUGCAGCCACAUGGAGGCCUUCCAGCUGCCUAAAGGAUAUGUAAUGCAAGAAAUCAUGUAUCCACCUGUGAUUACUGAGCAGUCCCCAGAAAAGUAUGUGUUGUACCCCAAUGAUGACAUUGUGCUCAAGUGUGAAGCCAAGAGAAACGCCAAGGCAAAAUAUACCUGGAAAAAGGAUGGGGAAACGUUUCAGCCAGAUAAUGACCCAAGAGUCAGUCGCAAGAAAGAUUCAGGAACCUUAAACAUUUCUGGCAACGGGAACUCAAUGAAGGAUUUCCAGGGCAAAUACCGGUGCUAUGCCACCAAUGAUCUGGGCACAGCCAUCUCACACGAGAUCCAUGUUAUCACUGAGAGCACCCCAAAAUGGCAAAAAGAACUGAUCCGCCCUCUUGAUAUUGAAGAGGGAGCCUCGCUAAUAUUACCAUGUAACCCACCUAAAAGCGCAGUGCCCCCACGAGUUAUCUGGAUGAACAGCAAUUUGUUGCACAUCACACAGGAUGAGCGGGUGUCAAUGGGUGUGAAUGGGAAUCUGUAUUUCUCCAAUGUACAAAAGCAAGAUGAACAUCCUGACUACAUCUGUCACGCCCAGUUUGUUGGUGCCCGUACCAUUGUGCAGAAGGAGGCGAUAUCUAUCAAAGUCAGACCCACAAAUUCUGUGAAAUUUCGAAAACCAGAAAUGAUGUUACCCGAGGGCUCCAUGAGCACUGUUCUGGCAUUAAGGGACCAACCUUUGCAGCUGGAGUGCAUAGCUGAAGGACUCCCUACCCCAGAGAUUGAGUGGAUUCCCCUCCUUGGCUCCACUUACAAUGAGCGCAUUCAAUUUGAUGACUUUAAGAAGACCCUUCACAUUGACAAGGUGCAAGAUGAGGAUGAUGGGGACUAUCAGUGCAUUGCCAAGAACACCCAGGGCAGCUCCAGCCAUACCUUCACAGUGGUUGUUGAGUCUGCCCCUUACUGGAUUAAUAAACCAGAGGAUGGAAUCUAUGCACCGGGUGAGGAUAUUAUACUGCACUGUGAAGUCGGAGGGAAACCCAAACCUAAGGUCACAUGGAAGAUUAACGGUAAAUCUUUGAAAGACUCAGAUCUAUACCACAACUGGAAGCUGAUAGAUGGAAGUCUGGUCUUAAACAACAUGCAACUCAACGACACGUCUGUUGUUCAAUGCGAAGCCCGCAACAAACAUGGAAACCUCCUCGCCAAUGCUUUUGUCUAUGUAGUUGAACUGCCCCCACAGAUCCUCACCAGAAACGAUGAGCAGUACAUUGUAGUCGAAAAGACAAAUGUCUCAAUGGACUGUAGAGCUUUUGGGACUCCUUUUCCAACGAUCCAAUGGGAGAGUGAUCUGGAAGACAACCUGUUUGCCCUUGAUCAGUUUUCCAUGCACACUAAUGGGACACUGACCAUAACGGGAGUGGCGAAGGAAGAUGAAGGAAUAUAUCGGUGCACUGCCAGCAACAACCAGGGAAAUGUCAGCAUCUCUGCCUACUUAGAUGUCAGAAACGCUACUAAGAUCAUUACUCCCCCUAUGGAGCAGCAUGCAAGAAAAGGUGGAAAAGCGAUUUUUCAGUGCAAAGUGGAAUUUGAUCCCAAAAUGAGUGAUAAAAUAAUACAGUGGAGGAAAAAUGGCAAUGAGAUAAAAGAAGAUGCCGACAAUGAUAAGUACUUCAUUGAGGACUACACCCUAAGUAUCUCCAAUGUACAAGAGAGCGACCAUGGGAUGUAUACCUGUGCGGCCCACACUGAACUGGAUGCCGUAGAACUGACUGCCGAACUGGUGGUGAUUGAUCUUCCCGAAGCUCCUUUUGAUUUGGAGCUUUCUAACGCACAGGAAACCAGUAUAACGCUCACCUGGACCCCAGGCAACGAUAACAACAGUCCCAUUGAGGAAUUCAUUAUCGAGUAUGAGGAAGACAGCUUUGAACCAGGAGUAUGGCAUGAACUCACUAGAGUGGACGGGGAUAUGUUUAAUGUUGAUUUGGAUCUCUCUCCCUAUGUCAACUACCAGUUCCGAGUGAUUGCAGUGAAUGAGGUUGGACCUAGCAAUGGAAGCAACCCAUCAGAUCGUUAUGAGACUCCUGCAUUUGCUCCAGCAAAGAAUCCCAGAGAGGUGAAAGGGGAGGGCACAGAGCCACAAAACAUGUACAUUUCCUGGAAGCCAUUGAAAGGCAUCGACUGGAAUGGCCCUGGCUUCAAAUAUCUUGUAAAAUGGAGGCAACUUGGUAAAGAAGAGUGGAAGGAAGUGGUAGCAGAUAGCCCCCCUGUCCUUGUGUCAGGCACUAGCAUAUUUGAGCCUUAUGAGAUCAUAGUCCAGUCUGUCAAUGAUAUCGGCAGAGCUACUGAACCCAAACCCGUCAUUGGCCAUUCCGGGGAAGACAUGCCUGACAUUACCCCUGAGAAUGUUGGCUUAGAAGCUAUGAACGAGAGUGCAAUCAAGGUUGCAUGGUUGCCUGUGCAGAAGAAUGGGUUAAACGGUCAUUUGAAGGGAUUUAUGGUAUACUAUACCAGACAUAACGGGCACAACAGGCACCCUGGCAAGUUACUGGUCCAUGGUAACACAACACAUGCUUUAAUUACCGGGCUAAAACCUUACAGCAACUACUCAGUGGAAGUCGCCAUCAUAAACGGAAAGGGGGAGGGGGAGCAUAGCGAGUCACGCAUGAUACGCACUGAUGAAGGAGUGCCAAGUCCACCUUCAUUUUUACGGCUGGAGCGCCAAUCUGACACAUCACUGACACUCAUAUGGGGCCCCCCCGAAACUCCCAAUGGAAUUCUGACAGGAUACGAGAUUUAUCAUCAGAUAGUGAACAAAACUCACACUGGAGCAAAGUACUUCUCUGAAACCAUCAAUGAUCCCACGCAGCAAAACUGGACACUUUCAAAUAUCAGCUCCAAAGACACCUACCGGUUCUAUUUGUAUGCCACUACCUCAGUGGGACAGAGUGAAGCUGUUAUGGUGGAGGGCAGCACUAUGCAGGAGAUAGAGGUUCCUCCUGUGCUGAAUGUCAGUAUCGAGACUGGGGACAACGUGGUCACACUAAACUGGAUGCAACUGGAGGGGCCCAGUAAUGCAGAGAUCAGAGUGGAGAUCAGGAACAAAUCCAGUGAACUAUUGUGGCGCCACUAUGGUUCAGUGAACACCACCGACUCGACCUUCCAGCUGAGCGGCCUGCUCCCCGGGACUUUUUAUUUCAUACGCCUUAUGGCCCUCAAUCACACUCAGCAUGUUGAAAUCUGGAGUGAUAUGGUACAAACCAGUGGAACAGCAAUUCCCACAAAACAGGGAGGAUUUCCCAAUGAAGGCUGGUUUAUUGCACUGAUCACUGCCAUUGUAGUCCUGCUGCUCAUCCUGCUCAUCCUGUGCUUUAUCAAGCGCAGCAAAGGAGGAAAGUACUCUGUGAAGGAUAAAGAAGAUACUCAAGGGGACUCUGAAGCACGGCCAAUGAAGGAUGAAACCUUUGGGGAAUACAGAUCUCUAGAAAGUGACAAUGACGAGAAGCCUUUUACUAGCAGUCAGCCCUCCCUCAAUGGGGAGAUCAAGCAACUAGGCAGUGACGACAGCCUGGCCGACUAUGGUGGUAGCGUGGAUGUCCAGUUCAAUGAAGAUGGCUCGUUCAUUGGCCAGUACAGUGGCAAAAAGGAGAAGGAGCCAACAGGGGGCAAUGAGAGCUCUGGAGCAACCUCUCCGGUCAACCCCAACGUUGCAGUUGAAUAGAGUGUGUCAUGGGGACCAAGAAGGGUCAUCGGGGAUGUUUUAGGUUGAAUAUCGGGGUGGCAGGAGAAACUGGAUGGAUAAGGAGAAUUUAUUUUUUGCUUGCACGCCAUCUAACUAAUUUGGUGCCAGAGGGGGUAUCUAGCCCAUAACCUUUAUAGACUCUCUAGCACCAAAGUGGUUGAACUGCUACAUUCUCUUUGGACUGCAGCUCAGUGCCAUGUGUGUAAAUGGAAAUCAAGAAAAAAUAAAACAAGGACCAUAACAGGAAAAAAAACAUGGAUGGGUGGCUUCAAAUGCCAUCUGCCCAGGAUGUGUGCCAGUGUUCUCAUUUUUAUUCAAAAAUAAAAUAGUAACGAACGGACAAAAAAGGACUGAGGAGAAAACCACGAGGAGAGAAAAAAAAACGAAAAACCAAAGUAAAAAGACAAAAAAAAGACAAAAAAAUGCAUUUCUCUCUUUCACGCCAAGUUCUGCUUUCACGUUUGCCACAGAAGAGGUGUGUUCCUUUUCUAUGUUGUCUUUUAUUUGUGAUGUUCUCUUCCCAUGACGUUGGGGGGGGGUCUAUAUCCAAGAACCCCCACUCCUUUCCAUUGGUUAUUACUAUCUUACGUGCAGCCGGCCAAAUGAUAAAGACAUACAAAAAAAAAAACAACAACAAAAAAAAAUCGAACAAAUGUGUACGUAAAUGUGCUGAAUGCAAAAAUGAGCAAAGAUAACAAAAAACCUUGCGCUUCUCGUUGCGGUAAUGACCCCUUUUAUUUUCAACCUACUCAAUGUUAGGCUGAAACCAGGGGUCCCUCUGCUCUCCUACAGCUCUACAGGCCAAUGGCAAUAGGGGUUCUCUACAUGCACCCCUUGUCUGCCUGUAAGGGUGUUGGUAUUAACCCUUUUGCAACUGGGUGGGUUCCAGCAGGCCCCUCUGGUACAACGAGCGAAAGAAUGACUAUGGCUUUGGUGGUUGCCGCAUUAACCCAUUGACACUCAUCUAGCUCACCAGGAUCAAUGGACACCAUUUCCAGUCUUUAUGGUCCAGAAUUCAUGGCAGGGCCAAACGCAAGAGCAGUAAUUCUAUAUUUUUGCUGUAAGAUACGAUGCAGGAUUCAUUCUCAGGAUCUGUAAAGGUCACCUAUAUGCUGCAAACAGAGCUAGGAAAUGCUAGCCUGAGAGAUGUAGUCUCAUGUCUCCUAGCAACAAGGCUGGAAAACCUCCUUAGGACCAGAUUGGGGUGCAAUGAAGUCUAUUGCUCCCCCUGGUGCUUAAGGUGGGGUUCCACGUGGUAAUAACAGGGUUUUAGCAUGAUGCAUAAUAAAACAAGGGGGUCGGUUCACAAAAACUGCAGGCGAAUGAGGCAUUUCGUUUUUCCGGUUGCCAUUCUAGGCACCUUAUCCUACAAGAAAAGACCUGCAUAAGCAGAUAAUAUGAGUGGGCCAUCUGAAAACAACAAAGAUUUAAUUUUUAACAAAAGAACACCAUUUUGCCAAAUUUUGCCCUAUUUUAGCCUAUAAAAAUGUAUAAAAAUGGGGUUCUUCCCUGAAAGGACACAAAUGUUUUUUUUUUUGGGGCUGCUUGCUUUGCCAGAUAUAUUGCACCCCUUUAUUUACAACUUUCUGUUUUUUGUAAACAGACCCCAAACAGAAAGAGUUAUGAUUCCCACACAGACCCACCUGUUGGCGGCCAUUUUGAGCCGUGACACUUAAUGUAUGGGAUUCUUCCAGGUGUCAGGACCAAAUGUCAGUAUGUUUUCCUACAGUCUUUUUCCUCAGGAGCUGGUGCAUUGUGAAGCUCAUUAAUUCCACCCCAGCCACCUUAAUCUCCCUGGGCCUUGGGGGAACCCUGUUAUUAGGUAUUGUCCCCCCUGUGAAAAACCGAGCAGCAGCAGGGUCCCCGCCUCAGACAGAGGUGCUGUAUAUAUAAAGGAUAUCAUUAUCGUCCACUGUCUGAGUAACCACCUUCGCUGUCUCCCAUCCCGUUGACAUGGGUGUAAAGUCUACAUCUUAUCCUUAGGGGGGUCUGAGGGAAUAACCACUGGAAAAUGUCCAAACACUAAGAGGAAGCAGCAUUGCCAGGAAACACAGACAGACUUGUGUAUUAAGCUGGAUAAAGGGGGUUCCCACUUUUCCAUGGCAACCCCCAAGUGAUCCACAGCGAAGGAUAUACCUGGAUGCCAAGGUAGGAAUAUCGUGUCUGUGACGAAUUGGUGAAAAUCCAACAUUCUGUAGGGUAGCUCUGGGGCACUGUGCUUCAUUGCAGAGGGCAGGUUGUAUAUACACAUCAUUUAUACACCUGCAAAAUGCCAAUGUUUUGACCACUGUUGUGAGCUUCUUCAUGUCACAACCAGUAGAUCCCCCUUGCAAAGGUUCAAGCUAGACCUAUGUCAGUAUUGUGGGCUGGAACUGUAACCUACCAACCCUUUCAGCUGCUUUCCUACAUCUACAGGUUGCCCACACUGGGGGUUAUGUAAUAAAACAUUAUUUGCCCUUUUGCAGUAACCCAUAGCAGCCAAUCAGCAGGUAGCAUUUACUGAUCACCUUAUUAGUUGCUAUGGGUUACUGCAGCUGGGCAAACUUAGUGCCUUUUAUUGCAUAUGGCAGCAAGAGCUUUACCUGGCCCUUGUGACUGGUUCUGAACAGCCCUUUUAGCCCAGAAAUUUGGGAAUGAAAGCCUCCCAUUAGGACACAACCCGUAGAACAUGCGGAAGGUGCAGAUGACUAUGUAACUGCGAUCACGUUGUUAAGCCUGUAACUGUGCCACGCUCUCCCCCUCACUGUAUAAUAUCCAGAUUGUGGAGAAGGAAAUAUGACAAGUUGGUACAGCGCAGAUGGCAAAGGAAUAAUUCUAUGUAUUUUUUUAGGCUCUUAUCUUCUAAAAAUAACCCAAAAGCAUGUGAGGAUGCUGUAAGAAGUAUUGUGUAAAUGCUUAAUAUAGCUCCCCGGCCAUGAAUGUGCUGCUGUUCAACAAGUCUGAAUACAUAGGGCAAGCUGGAAUCUCUAGCACCAAAUAGCAAGGAAGCUUUACACCAACACAGGCAAUCUUGUACAUUGCACACUGAAUCAGUGGCCCCCAAAUGCACUUAUUUGUUUUACUGUCCCUCACAGGUUAGUAUUUGCCAAUAUUACUACAGAAUAUGCACAUUUUUGUCUAUAAUAGUGUUGCACAGGCUGAUAUAAAACUCACUGAAUAUGAGUACACCAUGCAGGGUCACCCUAUGGGCAUAUAAUAGUGUAUUCCUGGCAAUGCUGGCAGACAUAUCAGUGGCGUAUUCCCUCCAGCCCUCAGCGGGGUCGAUGGAUUAUAUUUGCAGCCAGGGGUGUAGGCUGCAGGCACUUCUGGUGGCGAAGGGGUUAAAAUAAAAAAAAUGAAACAAAAGCUGCGCCUGAUGGGUGCCGCACUGAACCUUUUUGAAUGUAAAUAGUGUUUCUGAAGUUUGUAUCUGCCGGUAGUGUAUAGGCCUCUGUAAGUCCCUGUCUACAGCUUGGUAUUGUUAAAGAAAAAUACAACUAUAUCAUGAUAAACCCAA
Molecule: messenger RNA, 7634 nt
Organism: Xenopus tropicalis (tropical clawed frog)
Lineage: Eukaryota; Metazoa; Chordata; Amphibia; Anura; Pipidae
Gene: l1cam
Product: L1 cell adhesion molecule
Exons: 30
Coding region: 353-4117 (1254 amino acids)
Biological process (GO): axon development
Cellular component (GO): growth cone; cell surface; plasma membrane
Source: RefSeq, a predicted model, not a curated record